Molecule: messenger RNA, 1523 nt
Organism: Anthonomus grandis grandis
Lineage: Eukaryota; Metazoa; Arthropoda; Insecta; Coleoptera; Curculionidae
Product: acidic mammalian chitinase-like
Exons: 11
Coding region: 138-1298 (386 amino acids)
Biological process (GO): chitin catabolic process; carbohydrate metabolic process
Cellular component (GO): extracellular region
Molecular function (GO): chitin binding; chitinase activity
Source: RefSeq, a predicted model, not a curated record
UAGCAAAUGGCAGUCAAUACAGUCAAAACCGAUUACAACGAUUAGAUAAGGAAUUAACUAUUUAAAAGCAAGCUAACACAGUCUUUCAGAACAUAGUUAAAGAAAUCAAGUUUCGGUUAAACACAGUUUUUUGAACCAUGAAGAAAUCACUAUUAGCCAUCCUAUCUUUCUUAUGCUUGGCACAAUACGCUUAUGCCACCAACGUAAUUUGUUACCACGGUACGUGGUCUUUUUACAGAACCGGAAAUGGUCAAUAUAAUUUCAGCAAUGUUCCUGCCAACUUAUGCACCCAUUACAUUUACACUUUCGCUGGACUUAAUGCCACUUCUUUUGAAGUAGUAUCCUUGGACCCGUGGCUAGAUAUUAACCUAAAUGGAUAUACUAGCGCAGUUAACUUGAAGAAGACCAACCCAAAUCUUAAGGUUAUCUUAGGUAUCGGAGGUUGGAAUGAAGGGUCUGCAAACUUUUCUAACAUGGCUUCUACGGCCACAAGCAGAGCUACUUUUAUCUCUUCCGCUUUAAGUUUAGUCCAAAAGUACGGCUUUGAUGGUUUCGACUUAGAUUGGGACUAUCCCGGCAGAAGGGAUGGUAAUAGUACUACCGAUAAGGCGAACUUUGCUUCCCUGGUAAAAGAAUUCCACGAUGUAUUUAACCCCCUUGGUCUUUUGGUAACUGCUGCAGUUUCUGCAACUCCAAGCACAGUAGAUAUUUCUUAUGACGUGUCUGUUUUAUCAGAUAACUUAGACAUCAUCAACGUUAUGGCAUUCGACUUCUGUGGCGCUUUUGAUACUGUUGCUGCCCACAACGCGCCCCUCUUCAGUUCUUCAAAGAUGGGAUCAACUUUUGCUGAGUUCAGCGUCAACGCCUCUAUUAACGGUUGGAUAGAACGCGGUGCCUCGCCUUCCAAACUGGCCCUAGGUGUUCCCUUCUUUGGUGCAAACAAUGUCCUCACUAAUGCCAAUAACCAUACUCCUGGAUCUGCUGCUACAGCUACUGGAUUGAGUCCUGGCGAUUACACUGCCUCAUCAGGACAUUGGGGAUAUAAUGAGAUCAUUGAAAUUUUUGCGGCCGGUGGGUGGACCCAAGCCUGGGACGACGACCAACAAGUGCCAUAUGCCUAUAACAACACCUCAUGGCUCAGUUAUGACAAUGUAGAUUCUAUAACUUUAAAGGUGGAAUUUGCAAAGAGUCUUGGUUUGAAUGGCAUCAUGCUUUGGUCCCUAGAAACCGAUGAUUUUCAGGGUUUGAAUGGUACUAAGAAUGCUCUUUUGAAUGCUAUUAUUACCGCAUUGAAUUAACACCUCAAUACGUACCAUUGCAACUACCGUCACAAUCACUACCACGGCUACCUCGACCAACUUAGUCUCCAGUGACAACUGAAGCUCUACUACUAGCUGAAGUUGCAUCGUCUCAGGCUAAGACUUUUUUUCUUUUUUUAAUAUUUUUCUUAUAUUUAACUGUGUGUUUAUGACUUAAACACAUAAUUUAUUUAUUUUUACAAAUAUAUAAAGUCUCGAAAUACU